Molecule: messenger RNA, 3640 nt
Organism: Gadus morhua (Atlantic cod)
Lineage: Eukaryota; Metazoa; Chordata; Actinopteri; Gadiformes; Gadidae
Gene: plcb1l
Product: phospholipase C beta 1-like
Exons: 26
Coding region: 236-3385 (1049 amino acids)
Biological process (GO): G protein-coupled receptor signaling pathway; phosphatidylinositol-mediated signaling; memory
Cellular component (GO): cytoplasm; nuclear speck
Molecular function (GO): phosphatidylinositol-4,5-bisphosphate phospholipase C activity; calcium ion binding; calmodulin binding
Source: RefSeq, a predicted model, not a curated record
CCUCCGCUGCUGCUGCCGCUGCGCGAGAUCUUCAAAGCAGAGACCCGCCACCGCCAGCGCGGGCAUGACAGCAGUAGUGGUCUUCCACCUCGAGCUUGCCUUUCCGUAGAGCUCAGUACCAAGACGUCCCCCAUUGAAACCGGUGGGAGAGGAGAGUAAACAACAACAACAACAGAAGAGAGAUUGAAUUAACAGUGUUUUCCGCUUCGCCCUCCGUUUAGAAGUAGAUGAGUCAAUGGCAGGGGCACAGCCGGGAGUUCAUGCACUGCAGCUCAAGCCCGUGUCCGUUCCGGAGAGCUUGAAAAAGGGCAACACGUUUAUGAAAUGGGAUGAUGACUCGACAACCGUGACCCUUGUGACCCUAACAGUUGACCCCAAAGGGUACUUCCUCUAUUGGACGGACCCAAACAAGGAAACGGAUCUCCUGGAUAUCGCCUACAUCAAGGACUCCAGAAACGGAAAAUGCACGAAAAGUCCCAAGGUAAGAAAAACAUCCCAACCGAUGAUUCUCUUUGCAUUUCAGUGUCUGCUUGAAGACUUUGUGUUUGUGUUGGUGUUCGUCCAUGUGUGUGUGUGUAUUUGUACAUGUGUUUGUAUGUCUGUGCCGGUGUGCGUCCAUGUGUGUGUGUGUGUGUGUGUGUGUGUGUUUUCUGUCGCAGCUGGCCAGCUUGCGGGGAGCUCCUCGGUGGAGAUGUACAAGCAGGUCCUGCUUUCGGGCUGCCGUUGCAUCGAGCUGGACUGCUGGAAGGGACGCACCACAGAAGAAGAGCCUGUCAUUACCCACGGCUUCACCAUGACAACGGAGAUCUCCUUCAAGGAGGUCAUCGAGGCCAUCGCAGAGUGUGCCUUCAAGACCUCCCCCUUCCCCGUCAUCCUCUCCUUCGAGAACCACGUGGACUCCCCAAAGCAGCAAGCCAAGAUGGCAGAGUACUGCCGGUCAAUAUUUGGAGACGCAUUACUGACAGACCCUCUGGAGAAAUAUCCACUGGAGUCGGGGGUCCCACUGCCCAGCCCGGGGGACCUGAUGGGGAAGAUCCUGGUGAAGAACAAGAAGAAGCACCACAAGGCGGGCGGCAGCGGCAAGAAGAAGCUGACAGAGCAGGUGUCCAACACCUACAGCGACUCCUCCAGCGUCUGCGAGCCCUCCUCCCCCAGCGCAGGGUCCACUAAAGAGGAGGCAGGGGACUCCUCCCAUCCUCCAGAGGGCGCUGAGCUCAGCCUGAGGCCACACGGCCGCAAGUCCAUCGGUGAAGUGGAGGCAGAAAGUGAUGAUGAUGAUGACGACGAUGACGACUGUAAAAAAGGCUCAAUGGAGGAGGGUACAGCGGGGAGUGAAGCUUUUGCAACAGAAGAGAUGUCUAACCUGGUCAGCUAUAUCCAGCCAGUGAAGUUCCACAGCUUCGAGGGCUCCAAAAAGGUGAACCGCAGCUACCAGAUGUCCUCCUUCGUGGAGACCAAGGCCUUGGAGCAGCUCACCAAGUGUCCAGUGGAGUUUGUGGAGUACAACAAGAUGCAGCUGAGCAGGAUCUACCCCAAGGGCACCCGGGUGGACUCCUCGAACUACAACCCCCAGCUCUUCUGGAACGCUGGCUGCCAGCUGGUGGCCCUCAACUUCCAGACCAUUGACCUGUCCAUGCAGCUGAACCUGGGCAUGUACGAGUACAACGGGAAGUGUGGGUACCGGUUGAAACCGGAGUUCAUGAGGCGACCGGACAAACACUUUGACCCGUUCACCGUGAGCACCGUGGACGGGAUCGUCGCCAACACACUGUCCGUGAAGAUCAUCUCAGGCCAGUUCCUGUCCGAUAAGAAGGUGGGCACCUACGUGGAGAUAGAUAUGUUUGGCCUGCCCGUGGACACCAAGCGGAAAGCCUUCAAGACCAAGACCUCCCAGGGCAACGCCAUCAACCCGGUGUGGGACGAGGAGCCCAUCGUCUUCAAGAAGGUCGUGCUGCCCACCCUGGCGUCGCUGAGGAUAGCGGUGUUUGAGGAAGGAGGAAAGGUCAUAGGUCAUCGCAUCAUCCCUGUGUCCGCCAUCCGACCAGGAUACCGCUACAUCGGCCUCAGGAACGAGAAGAACCAGUCCUUGAACAUGCCCGCCUUGUUUGUCUACUUGGAAGUCAAGGACUACGUCCCAGAUACAUUCGCCGAUGUCAUCGACGCCUUGUCUAAUCCGAUCCGUUAUAUCAACCUGAUGGAGCAGAGAGCCAAUCAGCUGGCUGCCCUCACCCUGGAGGAGGAGGGAGAGGAGGGGGCUGACAAAGAGGCGGACGCAGGGGGGGACGCCCCGUCUGAACCCAAGGUGGACCAGCGGGCGGCGGUGCCCUCGGAGAACGGCCUGAGCCACACCCCAGUCAGCGCCCCCAAGCCCCCCUCCGUGGGGGGGCACCAGCCCCAGCCCACAGGCUCCCUGAAACCUUUGGUGAAAUCGGAAGACAUCAUCCAUACAGUUCUCACCGAGAUGGAGGCCCACUCGGUGGAGGAGCUGAAGCAGCAGAAGGGCUUCGUGCGGGAGCAGAGGCGGCAGUACAAGGAGAUGAAGGAGCUGGUGAGGAAGCACCACCGCAAGACGGGCGAGCUGAUCAAGGAGCACGGGGCGCGGGCCGGAGAGCUGCAGAGCCAGCACCAGCGGCGCCGCUCGGCCCUGGUGAAGAGCCGCAAACGAGACGGUAAGAAAAGCAGGUCGGAGGCAUCCCUGAGCUCCCUGGACCAGGAGCUGGGGGAGGUGGAGAAGGAGUGGGCCCAGCAGCUGGCCGACCUGAAGGAGCAGCAGCAGCAGCAGCUCCUCGCGCUGCGGCAGGAGCAGUACUACAGCGAGAAGUACCAGAAACGAGAGCACAUCAAGCAGCUGGUGGAGAAGUUGACCGCCAUAGCGGAGGAGUGUCAGAGUUCCCAGACGAAGAAGAUCCGAGAUAUCUGUGAGAAGGAGGAGAAGGAUCUGAAAAAGAAAAUGGACAAGAAAAGGCAGGAGAAGAUCAACGAGGCCAAGUCCAAGGACAGAAAUGCUACUGAAGAGGUGAAGAUGGAGAUCAACAGAUCGUUUGUCAAUGAAGUUGUGCAGUACAUCAAGCGGCUGGAGGAUGCCCAGGGGAAGAGGCAGGAGAGGUUGCUGGAGAAACACAAGGACGUCCGCCAGCAGAUCAUGGAUGAAAAGCCAAAGCUGCAGAGCGACCUGGACCAGGAGUACCAGGACAAGUUCCGCCGGCUGCCCGUGGAGAUCCAGGAGUUCGUCCAGGACAGCAGCAGGACCAAGCUCCGGGACGACCCGAGCCUGCAGAGCAGCCUGUCGGUGUCCUCCAUCAGCGAGAGGCUCAGCAAGGCCCUUCAGUCCGAGGAGGAGACGGAGGACGGGUCCACGGAGCGAGUGUACGACACGCCCCUCUAGGGACACUUCGGAGGACAACCCCCAAUCCCCCCAGCCCCCCCCCCCCCCCCCCCCCCCCAUCCACGUUUCGACGAAAACGCCCCGGCGUCGCGAUCCGGGACACUUGAUUGGGUGGCGAUGUUUGUGACCACCGCAGACAGAAAGAUGAAGGGCCCUUCCCAACAUCCGCCUGCGGUCUAUAGGUUAACCAAUGGGAGGAUUAGUUGAUAUCUGAGCCUAGCUAGGUGAGUAGAGAUUGCCUCUGCACCCCCCCCC